AACAUGGUUGAUUAGCCCCCUACCAGGCUACCACGGUUCGACUCCUGACCGGUCCCUCUCUUUUUUCUUUUAUUUUUUCGCUCUUUAAAAACAUAUCCACUGGAGUCUGGAAUCUGGAUCUCCCAGAAAUGAACGCUAUCUCGAACUCUUCCACUGAUUUUAUGGAUGACGGCGCAAACGGAAGCGAUUCGGAGACGAAUUCCGAUGACACGCCGGAGCACUAUCAACCAAUCUCGGCCGUCGGUUACGAUGACGACGAGGAUUCCGAUCGAGGCAGCUUGGACGAAGACCGGCACCACGGCCUCACCAACGGCGCGUACUACACGCGAUCCGAAGAAGCGGCGGAGAACGGGAUCGCGUCUCUUCAAGUAAACGACGACGUUGAGGAGAAGAGCAGUGAGGACGAGGAGGAGGAGAGGAUGGGGCCCAUGCUGGAGGCUUCGGAUUCGGACAUCCUGAGGGCUUUCAGAGAGGACGAGAGUCGGAGGAACGCGCCGCUGACGACGGAGAACGCGACGCGUGUGAUGGAGGCCAUGCGUGGAGUUUCGUUCGGUGGUGUGGCGCCUGAUUGGGUGGGCCAAGUCCCCGAGGAUCAGUGGAUCGAUCGCCUCCGCAGACUCAGGCAACCACCGCAACGCACUUCAAGUUCACUUCAUAACUGAGAGAGAGUGAGAGAGGGUUCUCUGUAUUGGCUUGGAGUUUUCUUUUUCUCUCUUUUUAAACUGAUUUUGUUUCGGAUUGGAUCAGAUUUUAAGAUCUGGACGAGUUUAUUAAGGUUCAAAGAUCCUUUAUUCUA
Messenger RNA from Alnus glutinosa, 796 nucleotides. RefSeq lists its product as uncharacterized. The transcript has 2 exons. Lineage: Eukaryota; Viridiplantae; Streptophyta; Magnoliopsida; Fagales; Betulaceae. The record is from RefSeq and is a predicted model, not a curated record. The coding region runs from base 129 to 662 and encodes 177 amino acids.